Messenger RNA from Prorocentrum cordatum, 800 nucleotides. The record is from the annotation of a GenBank genome assembly. NCBI's taxonomy places the organism in Eukaryota, Dinophyceae, Prorocentrales, Prorocentraceae.
GGAGACGAGGGAUCCCACCUCGCUGCCCGUCUGGCAGCGCGACUUCGGCUUCGGAAUGAAGGUGCUGUGGAACACAAUGAAAGACUACCGGAAGCUGGGGACCAAGAAGUUCUGGAAGGUGCGCGUGAUCGAGUCUAAGGAGAAUGGUUGUUUGGUCGAGAUGCUGAACUCUGGCCUCAUCGGCUUCUGCCCGGCCGGCCGGGAGAGCUGGAAAGGAGAGAGGCUGAACGUGGGCGACGAGGUAAUGAUGGAGUGCAGCGCCUGUCCCACCAGACGGCUCACGAUGGGCGAGGCGAAGCAGUAUCGCUUCGCCAGGGACGCUCCUCCUGGAGGUUCUGGCAAUAUUGUCGCGUUCCCCGAAAUGAAAGAAGAGACGCGCAUCUUCGAAGAGACUGGCAGGGUCAUGCCUUUUUUCACCCACCUCACGUGGAUCCAGGCGAAGGCGAAUAAGUAUAAGGCCAGGAGGCUGAAGUCGGGCAUGGUGAUCGAUGCUGAGAUCUGGAGGUACGAGCAGCGGGGGAUGCUACUGCGGCUGGAUACGAGAGGAACGCCUGGCAUCUGGAAUGGCUCGCCCGGACCCAACGGUUUCAUGCAGUACAAGGACCUGUCGAGGGGCGUGGUGUCCAGGGACUACUGCAAGAAGAUGUUCCCCAUUGGCACCCGGCUCAAGGUGUACGUGAUUGCCGCGGACCCCAGGAACGGGCGCAUCGACCUCUCCUGCAAGGAGUUCGAGGACGACGACCACGUCGGCUGGAUGACCAGCUUCCCGGAUCGCAUCAUGGCCAACUGGCAGCAAGGUC